AUGCCUUCUGUAAAGGACAUUAACAAAAACGACUUUUUCACCCGUUGUGGAAUAACGAGGAAUUAUUUAACCUCAACACGGUCAAUGAGCGAGUUUGAUGACCUUCGUCGUCGGCAUCAAGUCUCAAAAAAUAGACAUGUAGGCUAUGGAAUCCGCUAUGCAUGCACUAGAAAUGCCAAAGCAAGAGAUAAUUGCCCUUAUCUAUUACUUCAUAUUCCUGGUAAAUUGUAUUUAAUUGAAAUAGAAUAA
Messenger RNA from Meloidogyne enterolobii, 249 nucleotides. Lineage: Eukaryota; Metazoa; Nematoda; Chromadorea; Rhabditida; Meloidogynidae. The record is from the annotation of a GenBank genome assembly.